AUGCCGAGGAGCCAGCGAGUCAAUGCAACGUCCAAGGCCAUCUCUGGAGAGCAGAAACUUGCAGCAGAGGCAUGGCAGAGCCGUCUCACACAGAGCAGCCUGAACUAUCUUCCUCGGCUUCAGCCUCGGAGUCGAAAGCGAAAGAAAGCCCCCACGUCGUGCUCCCAGGAGGUGGACCUGCCUGGGAUCCUGUACAGAGCCUCUCUAGAGAGGGCCUUCAUGCGGACAAAUGACUACUCCAGGAAGCACCAGGACGACGGCAGUGACUGGACAUCUUCGCUCAUGAGCCGCAGGCCGCACCGCCAGCCCUUAGUGCUCGGCGAAGUCUGUUGCGACCUAGUGGGCAAACUGGCUGGACUGCCUGAGGUGGACCAGGAAGAGGGGGAAGAAGAGGAGAGGAGGAAGAGGAGAGAGGAGAAGAUGGUGGACGGAGGGGCAGACAGACCGGACACCCCCGCUCAUCCUCUCCGGCUCAGCCGCUCACAGGAGAUCUGCAGAAAGUUCUCAUUAACUACAAACAUCUUCAAGAAGUUCCUGCGCAGCGUCCGGCCCGACAGGGACAAGCUGCUCAAGGAGAGACCUGGCUGGAUGGCUCCCGAGCUGCCGGAGGGCGACCUCUUCAAAAGGCCUAAGAAACUGGUUCCUAAAAGUUCAAAAGGCAGCUUUUACCUGCCGUUCUGGGCAAAUGGACAGCAGGGCAAAGGCAGGCCGUGUCCACAUCUAGCUGAAGCGGAGAGGAACCACCAACACCACUUCCCCCAGGUCCACCAGCAGCCAUUUGCUGGGAUUUAUUUAGACAGGAGACAGCCAGAGACUGGUCUGGAGAAAAUGCAGCCCUUGUUUGACUACAACACAGCUGUGUGGGUCUGACAGUGAGGCCAACAGACUGCCAGUGAUGCCAGACUGAGUGAGUGACAGGUGCUAGGGGAUUUUGGCUGUGCUGGAGGGCAAUGAAUGAAUGAAUACAAGGCUUGGAUACAGUUAUCUUCCAAAAAUGAACCAAUGAACUUCACACACACACACACAACGAGAUUAUCAGGGCAGCAUUUUGUCUGACAAUCCUAAAACCUAAAGCUUGUUUGCUGUGUGUGCGAGUGUGUGCUGGAGAGUGUCUGAGGCGGAGUUAAAGAGAAACAUUUUUUUGAGGACUUAUGCUGCAAGUUUUUUAUUAUUCACAUUUCUUCUUAUGUGUGUGUGUGCAUGUAUGACUGGAUUCUCUACAUGUCUUAAAAGACGGUACCUUGAAAUGGACAUCUUUCUCAGAAUGUCACCAUCAUCACAGAUCUUUCUAAUAAAACAUCCACAGACACUCCUAUGCUACAAGACAUACUAUAUAUCACUUUUUUGCAUCUAUGAAUAGAAACACCAACUGUUGGAUUGCAUGGUUACUGUUUUUAUAAGUGAUGCUACAAAACAGCUGUUACUGAACGCACUGCCACUAAACACAGUCAUAUGCUCACAUUUGUUUCCAGCAGGCCUUUGGCGCCAUGGAAACUCAGGUUUAACUGAACCAUUGGUCUCAUUCACCUUGCUCAGGGAAAGAAUUUUACACAGGAGUAAACUUUUAAAACACUGCCGCAUCUAAAUGGGUUCCAAAUACAGUUUUGCCUAGUUUCAUUUUACUAAGAAAGACAUAACAGCAAUACAGAGCAUGAUUAGUUCAAAGACUGCACAUUAAACUUCGGGAUUUGUCCCUCAUAUUCAGCAGUGUUGUGCUUGCUGUCAUGUUAGAAAUACUAUUUUUUCUUCUCUGCCAUGCAGACAUGGCACAUGUUGAGUCAACUGUCAGUCCUCCUGGGUUGCUACACAGGGAGAGGAGGGAGUAAAGAUGGCACAGCCAGUACUGACUGACUGACUGCCAUCUGGUACCCGAUCGUUAUGUAAAGCCCAUUCAUGACAGUCUCGAAUAAGAUGCAAAACGGGCUUGUUUAAUCCCAAAGCUUUGUGGAUGAACUGAAUUAUGACGAUGGUGUUACAUACUGUAUAUAUACAAAACACACAGGUGAAUACAUUAAAAGGCUGCAACAAUGAUGAGACAGAGUUGAGGUAAAGACCCCCAAUCUCUUUCAGACAGGAUCAAGUUAAAUGUACAGAACAUUGUACAUAUUUGUCAUCAAUCAAACAACAGCUAUAACAAAUAUUUUCUGUAAUAUCCCAUCGCAUGGUUUUCAUUAUUCUGCACAGAUAAAUAUGUCACAGUAAUAUUACAGUUCUUACCGUGUAAACAACAUGUAAACAACACCACAACGCUUGUAUUUAAACCACAGACUGAUGGGUUCAUCUUUGACUUACAGUAUCUAUUCUCUUGAAUCAUAAUAAAAACAGUUUCUAUGUUUUUCAUUUCAAGUGGCAUCAAACAGAUAAAAACAAACUACGGCUUCCUUCAUAUAAAUAUGAGGAUUCCCUCAGGAUUACAGAUAAUACUGCCUGCUCUGACUUAAAAUACUUUUAUAGAGGACCACUGUUAUGCAAGGACAAUCUGAUACUCUAACUUCUUAUUGUUAUGAAAAAGCAGUUAAUUUCACUCAGUUUUAAAAAGGGAUCCCAGACCAAUCAACUUAGCCAGCAGGGAUUAGGCCUUAGGUCUUUUGAGUGUCUUGGCCAGUCGAUCCAUAUGGUGUUGUCUCAGUAUUCAGGUCAAUACAUACCACACAUUCAAAGGGUCCAACACACACACAUACACGGUUGAUGCCAUGAGGCACAGUCUGAGAUGUCAUAUCACACAGUAUGUGUAUGUAAAUGUAACAUUUAUUUCUUCCUAUUUACAGUUGUCUAAGUGUAAUUUUCAGCACUGUUGUUGAUAUUUUUCAUCAGGGUUCUGCGAACCGUCAGUAGUGAUUCUGUGUCAUGUGCACUGUACAACUGUCACUGACUCUUUGU
Molecule: messenger RNA, 2880 nt
Organism: Morone saxatilis (striped sea-bass)
Lineage: Eukaryota; Metazoa; Chordata; Actinopteri; Moronidae
Product: PAK4-inhibitor INKA2-like
Cellular component (GO): nucleus
Molecular function (GO): protein serine/threonine kinase inhibitor activity; protein kinase binding
Source: RefSeq, a predicted model, not a curated record